Acanthopagrus latus (yellowfin seabream) is the source of this 6043-nucleotide messenger RNA. RefSeq names its product RIMS-binding protein 2-like. NCBI's taxonomy places the organism in Eukaryota, Metazoa, Chordata, Actinopteri, Spariformes, Sparidae. The transcript is spliced from 22 exons. Gene Ontology annotation, molecular function: protein binding. The record is from RefSeq and is a predicted model, not a curated record. The coding region runs from base 1190 to 5401 and encodes 1403 amino acids. Gene Ontology annotation, biological process: neuromuscular synaptic transmission.
AAGUACUGUACACAUUUGAGUUACUCCAUUUUCUAUUAUUUUAUCCCGUUACUCCACUCCAUUUAUUUGACAGCUUUAGUUAGUGUGCAUAUUUGUAAAUGAUAAGCAGCUUCCUUAUAUUAGUUAUUUAGUAUUAUAGUUAUGAAGAAAUUGAUGAAUCAAUAAUCAGAAUAAAAAAUACAUAAUAUAUAUUAUUCUCAGUAGAAAAUGUAGUUAUUUUGGCUGUAACAGAGUAUUUCCACACUGUAGUAUUUAAAAUAAACUGAUGGAAUGAAAUCAACUAGAUUUUACUCAAGCACAGUAAUUACAUACAAUUUCGAGGUGUUUUACUUAAGUAAUUCCAUUUUCUGUUGAUGUAUUCUGAUGUAAUCUGAUUACUUUAGUUACUAGUUAAUUUGCUUGUUGAAAUUAUUUAGUGUUGUUUGGCUAUUACCUGUGACGUUUCACCACUUAGACAGAGUGGUGUGCUGGCGCUGAGUGAGACCACAGAGAGGUGAUUACAGUCAGAGAAAGAAUGCAGCAUCAGAGCCAAUGUAUUGUAUGUUUUAAGUAAUCAAUUUUAUUUGUACUGGCACACAAAAGGCACUGAUACAGAUAAUUGGAAAACUGCUGAAUAUUGGUUUUAGCACUCAGUCUAUCUCAGCUGUUUUUUAGUUCUUUUCAUGUGCAUUUUUAUUUUAAAGUAUUUGUCCUUGCAGAAACUCUUUCGUGUAGACAAAAGUGCACGCCCGAAAAGCUUUGGACACAUCUGAAGCAAGGCUCCAAAAUCAUUCACAGCUCGUACAGUGAAACUUUUUUUCUUUUACUUUUGUUUAAAAUAAUGCACAUAACCUCACUGAUGAACUCCACGUGUUCCCAAAAUGUCUAAAAUCUAAGAGAAAGCAGCAAUAUCAUGAUGGCAAUCAUAGUGAAGGGGCGAUGGAUUAAUUAAUAGGUUGACGGCAAAUGAAAACCCCCAUUCGGGCCUGGAUAAUGACGUAGGCACGGCUCUCUCCUCUCACUUUGAUAAAUCUGUGCGAGAGAUGCUUUGCACCGCAGGUUGAUGGAGGGCUUGGCCAGGAUGGGACAUCUCUGCAUAAAUCUACAGGACUCCUGAGCUGUCUGUGUCGGUGUUGUUGUUGUUUGUUGUCUGUCCUCCUCCUCCUUCUCCAGUCCCCCUGCGAGGAAAUAGAAGCUGUCCAAGGUGAUAAUGCGGGAUCACACGUCCACUGUUCAUGUGGAGGAGCUGCUGAGGCAGUCUCAGAUGGAGCUGCAGUGGAUCCAGAGACAGCUGGCCAUGAUCUCUGCCAGAAACAUACACCAUCACCACCUGCACGCCAAAGCCAAGUUAAGGUAUGAGGUUUCUUCCCAGCCGGCGACGGGAAACUCAGUCUACAAUGUGAACCGCUUCCGAUUGCUGGAGGAGAGAAACCGAGCUCUGAAGCUUGAGUUAGCCACGCUUCGCCAAGAGAAACAGCAGUACAGGAAACUGAAAGCAAAGCUCCAUGCUGCCUUGCAGGAGAAGAAUCGCCUGAACCUUGAGCUGAUCAACCACCACCUGAAGGCGUCCAAGUAUGACCAGGUGAGAUCAGAUUAUGACCAGCUGAAACAGACCAUUGCCGAAGUGAGCCAGGAGAGAGACGAGGCCCAGCAGCAGAGGAGCCAUCUCCAAGGCAAAGUGGAGAACCUGGAACAGGUUCUAAAGCAUAUGCAUGAGGCUGUAGAGCUGAAGCAGCAGCUGCAGAUAGAGCAUGAGCAAGCCUUGGUGGCCCUUCACAUCAAGCAGAAGGAGAUCAAUCAACUGCAAAAGGUCAAGGUUCGUGACCUGGAGCAGCAAUGCAGGUCACAGAGUGAACACUACCAACAGCUGUCCAAAGAGCUGCUGAAUUUCCGUUUGCAAUCGGAGACUGCGGACAUCCUGAAGAUUAAGCCCACCUCCACAUCCCAGAGCCCCCUCUCACAAGAGAAGAAACUCCCACAAGUCAUCUUUGGAUUAAAACCCCAGCCAGAGACAGGCGAUGAGAGCGCGGCAAACACGCCGCUACUGAUCUCCCAGUUCUUGCCCUGCACACCACAGACUGGAGACAGAGAAAGACCAGAACUGCUGUCUGUCAAAUCCAGCACCGUGACAACGGACCGCCCCAGCAGCCCUCGACAGCUGACCCCCUCAGAGAUGGAGGAUGAGGCCAGCCCAUCACCCAGGUCCAAGCCUCGCUACACAGGCCAGGUCCGCCUUUGCACUGCCCGCUACAGUUAUAACCCAUAUGAUGGACCAAAUGAGCACCCUGAAGCAGAACUCCCCCUUGUGGCUGGAAAGUAUCUGUACGUCUAUGGAAACAUGGAUGACGAUGGCUUCUAUGAAGGGGAGCUGCUGGAUGGCCAGCGAGGACUCGUUCCUUCCAACUUUGUGGAGUUUGUCCAGGACAAGGAAAAACCAGCGAUACAGUUGGGGGACGGAGGGGAGGACCUUGGCCUGUUGGACCAUAACCCCUUGGCCUUGACAGCAGUGGAUGGAGGUACCUUGCAGGAUGGCAUCCUGGGCUCAUCCAACGCCUUGGUUCCCUGUAGCAAUGGGGCAGGGGGGCCCCUGGACCCUGAGGACCUGGCUGAAGACGUUGUGCCUUAUCCGCGAAAGAUCUCUUUGAUCAAGCAGCUGGCACGGAGCGUCAUUGUGGCCUGGGAGCCUCCACUAGUGCCUUUGGGCUGGGGGAACAUCUCUGGCUACAACGUGUUAGUUGAUGGGGAGCUUCGUGCCAGUAUCGCGUACGGUGGCCGGACCAAGUGUUUGCUGGAGAAGCUGGACUUGGACGGCUGCGUUCACCGGGUCUCGGUGCAGUGUGUCACCGACCGAGGCUUAUCAGACGAGCUGCGCUGCACCGUGCUGGUGGGAGCCAACGUGGUGGUGGCGCCGUGUGGUCUGCGGGUGGAUGACAUCCAGCGUGACACUGCCGAGCUCUCCUGGUUGCCUAGCAACAGUAACUAUGGUCACACCGUAUUCUUGGACGGGGCAGAGCACGCAGUGGUAAAGCCAGGAAGGUAUAGACUUCGCUUCCUCAACCUGAAGCCCCUGACCGUGUACAAAGUGACAGUGGUGGCUCAGCCGCACCAGGUGCCAUGGCAGCUGCCGCUGGAGCAGAGGGAGAGGAAAGAAGCUGGUGUGGAGUUCUGCACUCAGGCUGCAGGACCUCCCCUGCCUCCCCAGGACGUACAGGUGCUCUGUGGGCAGGCUCCAGGGGUACUACAGGUCCACUGGAAGCCCCCCAUCCUUUCUCCCACGGGCACGUCCAACGGGGCGAAUGUCGUUGGCUACGCAGUCUGCACUAAAGGACAGAGGAUAGCUGAGGUGUUGUACCCAAUGGCCGACUACGUUGCCGUCGAGAUGACAAGGAUUCAGUGCCUGGAGGCCAGGGAAGUGAUUGUCCGGACGCUGUCAGUACAGGGAGAAUCCCAGGACUCCCAAGUCGCCGUCAUUCCAAACAACCUGCUCGUGCCUCUACCUGCGCUUCCCCUGCCGCCGCCAAUGCACCCCCACGCAGGCCCGCCUCCACACCCCCACGCUCAACCCCACCUCCAAUCCCCGCGCCUCCCCCAACUUCCUGCUCCCCCCCAGGCACACGGACAACCGCUCCAACCCCAUCCUCCUCACGCUCAACCUCACCCUAGACUUCCCCACCCAGGUGGACCCCAGCAACCCCAGCUCCGACCCCCACAUCCUCAGCCUCAACAUCUCCAGCCUCGCCCACCCCACCAAGGUCCCAGGCCCCAGCACCAACUGCCUCUGCUACCCCACCACCAACACCACCCUAUACCUCAGAGACCAGUAUGUGCCAGAGACCUGGAUGCCAAAGAGCACGCAGCCCACCAUGGGGGAGCUAUUCCACCUGGCCAGCCUGGCUGGGACCCCAACCGCUCUCCUUCUGCUCAGCCUCCUCCGCCCAUGCAAGGCCACACCCUGGAGGCCCCUCCCCCUCCCAAUCCACGCUCCCCUUCCCCGCAGAGGAUUCUCCCACAGCCCAGAGGCACGCUGAUCCCCGACACGGUGGCCAAAGCCAUCGCAAGGGAAGCAGCGCAGAGGGUCGCAGCAGAGAGUGGCAAGGGAGACAGGAUGCAAGUCAGAUACGGAGAGCAGGGUCAUUCAUUUCACCAGCAUCACUCCGAUGAGGAGGAGGAGGACGAGGAAGGCUUUGCACGCGGCCGUCGGAGAGGACCCUCAGUUGACGAGUUCCUCCGAGGUUCUGAGCUGGGGAGGCCGCCUCACUAUAGUCACAAUGAAGAUUAUCACAGCGAAAGCAGCCGGGGCUCUGACCUGUCUGACAUCAUGGAAGAGGAUGAGGAGGAGCUGUACUCUGAGAUGCAGCUGGAAGAGGGACGCCGACGCAACUCGCACAACACACCCAAGGGCAACACUCCCGCUGGAGGCCGCCAUGACCGGGAGACCGGGAGAAGAAUUCACCACGGCGGUCCCCAGCCUCAGAGACGGCCUCUAAUGGUCCCCUCCAUUGAUGGCUACAGGGACCGGGAUCGCCGCUCUCCCACGUACUACGAUGAGUCGGAGCCCGAGGAGUCCUUCCGCAUCUUCGUGGCUCUCUUCGACUACGAUCCUCUGUCCAUGUCCCCGAACCCAGAUGCAGCUGACGAAGAGCUACCCUUCAAAGAGGGGCAGAUCAUUAGGAUAUACGGUGAUAAAGAUACAGACGGGUUUUACCGAGGAGAAGUGCGUGGCAGGAUGGGACUGAUCCCCUGUAACAUGGUAUCAGAGAUCCAAGCUGAUGACGAGGAGACACUGGACCAACUCAUGAAGCAAGGCUUCCUGCCGCUCAGCACCCCUGUGGACAGAAUAGAGCAGAACAGAAGAGGCCAGCGUCGAGAUCAGGCCUCGAGGAGGAUGGUGGCUUUGUACGACUACGACCCCCGAGAGAGCUCCCCCAAUGUUGAUGUCGAGGCUGAGCUGACUUUCUGUGCUGGUGACAUCAUCGCUGUAUUUGGAGACAUCGAUGAAGAUGGAUUCUAUUAUGGUGAGAUGAACGGCCACCGCGGUCUGGUCCCCUCUAACUUCCUGGAAGAAGUGCCUGACGACGUGGAGGUGUAUCUGACCGAUACUCCGUCCCACUACCCCCAGGAAGAGCCUGCCAGCCGGCCCCCCGCCAACUCUGCCGCCACCAACGUCUCAGAGGGCAAACGGGCUGCCACGGAAACCACCGACACGGUCGAGAGCGACAGCGUCGCGCCCGUCCGAGCGCCGUCCCCGAUCGUUCGACCCCUCCUCCCGGGCACCAUGAGACCCCUGAGCCCUUCGAGGGGCCCCCGCAUCCCGCUGGAGACGCGGGACCCCCGGGACUCCCAAGAUCUGGCGAACAAGAAGAAGAAAGGACUGCUCUCCAAGGGGAAGAAGCUGCUGAAGAGACUCUCCCCUGUGAAAUAACAAAGAACAAAAAAAAAAAAAAGAAAAGAAUAACAUGUACAAUACGUGCACCUGCCGGGCUCUGUAUAUUGCAUCCAUACAAUCAACUCUGCUCGGGCAGAGAGGAUGUGAGCUUUGUCUCCCGGGCCUGUGUGAGCCUAUUCGAAAUAUAACCAGUGGUAGAAAUCAUUCAUGUUUGGUGAUGGAUACAAAUCAAACUAAGUUAUGUACAGUGCAGUGCCAAAAUCAAGAGAGAGAGGUCGCCUGCAGACACAAAAACAUAUUACUGUGAUGUAUUUAAAGAAGAAAAAAAACACAAAAAACUACAAAAAAAACUAGGAUUUUCAUGACAUGUACUUUCCUCUCUUUUCUUCACCAUUUGUUAAAGGAGCUAUAUAUUUUGAAGCAGAGUUAGCUGUGAGAAACAUCCGGCGACGUCCGAAGUCUGAAGGUCGCCGCAGGGGAAAAAACAGAGACCACGACCCCUCGGGAGGAAAAAAAUAAUAAUAAAAACUCAAGUAGACUACACUGUUAUCGAGGCAUUCUGCGAAAGCAAUGCUGGCUGCUAACACUCAAAAGGCUUUAUUCAGUGCAAUAUCACAGAGAAAGGCGGUAGCAAAUGUGGGAAGAAAAGCAAACAUUUUCCACGUGUUACCUGCGAUU